UGGAGGAACGACGAUGCGGCCAUGGAUGUAGCAGACUCGCCCAGCUCAACAGCAACAACGAGUCUCUUAUAGGCCUUUUGAGAAGUACCUCUUCAACCUAAAAUGUCCAACAUGCGGUCGAGGAGUCUCCUCACUGCGUCUACUGGGCUGUGGAAGCCUACCAGCACAAUGUUUCGCUCUCCCCUCCAAUCCUCAUACCGCACAUCAGUCCUCUUUCCCAGUCGACCUUGCAGGACCAUACCUGUUCGAUUCACAUCCACGACGAAUAGCCCCUCGGCGUCGCGAAUCGUGCGACCGCUCGUACCUCCACCAGACGAAGGAUCAGGGCCGCUGCUCUCUCGACGAGGAGAUCGGGAAUUGCCUCGACUGCCCAAGACGGGGAUCUGGGUCAAAACGUUACCUAUAUUCUUCGUCCUUGUGGCUGCCUCCAGCCUCGCCAUCUUCAACUACCAAAAGUCGACGUCCUCAACCGUCAGUUCGAUCAUGUACGCACUGCGCACCAACGAGACGGCGCGCGAGAUUCUCGGCGACGAAAUCUACUUUGCCAGCAAAACCCCGUGGAUUCGAGGCGAGUUGAACCAACUGCAUGGCACUAUCGACAUUAGCUUUUGGGUCAAGGGCACAAAAUCGCAGGCUCUGACCAGAUUUGUCAGUCUGAGGAAAAAGGGCAGCUACUUUGAGACGAUGGAGUGGAGUCUGACGGAUUCCACGGGCAAGACGUGGCAGUUGCUGACGACGGAUGGGAGGGAUCCUAUGAGCUUGGAGAGAAGCUAGCUUGUCUCGUGAGACAGACAAAGAAUAAGCAUGUACAUUAUUUAAUAUCUGCAUCAUGUGGUCAAAUGGCUUUGCGACAUGUGCCAGAUUCAGUCAUCUCCGUCUUUUGUCUGGUGGUGUUGUACAAGAUGUGCGAGAGGAGUCUGUUGUAAACAAAUGGACGAGGGGGACCUUAGCCCGACAAGCUCUCUCUGCUUGACCUGCCCUGCCCUGUCUUUGCCAUGCCGUGCCAUACACCCGUGGUACCUACGCAACACCUCACUGGGUUCAAUCAUCGGGCUUGACCUUGCUGCCUUUGGUGUUGACACCAGUUGCACCGGAGCUAGAACCAGGACUUGAACUGGAGCCUUGAAUGCCCUUUCGGCUCGGGACCUUGCCAAUAUUCCAUCCCCAGCCUCUUAAAGUUUUGACGACCUUAGGGGUGAUGGAGACGGUGAGUGGGACACGGAUAAAGAUGAAGGAUUUGUGGAUAGCGUAGGCGAGAGCGAGCUGUGUCCAGAUACCUGUGGCGCAGGAGUUGUUCAUUAGCAUUCAUUCACUGGUUAUAGCAUUUCGAAACCCCGAACAAAGAUAAACAUACUAGCAUUGG
This is a messenger RNA of Exophiala mesophila, 1363 nucleotides long. RefSeq lists its product as uncharacterized. The record is from RefSeq and is a predicted model, not a curated record. The transcript has a single exon. Gene Ontology annotation, cellular component: mitochondrial inner membrane. Lineage: Eukaryota; Fungi; Ascomycota; Eurotiomycetes; Chaetothyriales; Herpotrichiellaceae. Gene Ontology annotation, biological process: mitochondrial respiratory chain complex IV assembly. The coding region runs from base 103 to 774 and encodes 223 amino acids.